This is a messenger RNA of Homarus americanus (American lobster), 4142 nucleotides long. Its product is annotated as small integral membrane protein 15-like. The transcript has 4 exons. Bases 170 to 427 code for a protein of 85 amino acids. NCBI's taxonomy places the organism in Eukaryota, Metazoa, Arthropoda, Malacostraca, Decapoda, Nephropidae. The record is from RefSeq and is a predicted model, not a curated record.
AACUUCGUAUGUGUCUCUCUAAAUGUAAACAGAGACCUUGGGAGGCUCUGUAGUAAGACAAGUCCUCUUAACUAUCACCUAUUUAAGGGUAAUUACCUGUAAACUACUACAAUUACAGCGUAUAUAACUACUUCAAAAUUAAUUCCCUAUCUUUAACAGACGGUAGAAAAUGAAUGGUGACGAUGCUAUAAAGACUCCCAUUGAGGAGGCCAGUGGUGGAUGGCUGCAUCAGCUGGUUGUGUAUGCUGCAAGAAAUCCCUGGGAAUUUUGCUGGUACUUGUUACUGUGUCUUUCACCCAUGUUCUUCAUCUCUGCUAUACUGUCCUGGAAACUUGCUAAAGCACUUGAGGCCCAAGAAAAGGAUAAGACUCGUAGAGACAAGAGGAAAGCCAAUAUAAGCAAGGUGAAGCGUGGGAAAGCAAACUGAUGGCCAGUGAGCAGCAAGAACAAAUUCUCUCACUCAGGCUGACAGUCACACAGCAUCUUUCAUCUGUGAUUGGGUCAUAUAAUUUAUAGCACACAUAAGAUGCUUGUCUAUCCAGCAUAACGUUUAUAUCAUGCUGAAGUAUUUUCCAUCAUUUGGUAUAAGCUGAUUAUUUCUGUUUUUAUUUUUGAUUUAAAUAGUUUAGUAUUUCAGAAUGUUGAUGUAUUAAAUUUUCAGAACAUACUUUAAAUGUGCAUAUACAGUACACUAUAUAGUUCUUUCUUUGUGAUUCUAGAUUGUAAAGAGUGGCCAUCAUUUGCAAGACAAAAUAUAUUUGCCACCAGAUCGAAAUGACAAUUACUACUGUAGUUUUAAGAUUCUGAAAAUUUAACCCUUUGUUAUAUGUACUUUAUCCCAUAAAUAGUUUACAUCCUGAAUUCAUCAUCUAUAAUAAUUAACAAAUUGAAUCUUAUGGUAUUUGCUUUAAAAGAUACUGUGAAUUGAAUAUCAUAUCUGCAAUAAGUAACUUAACAUAAAGUCAGUAUCUUUACAUUUCAAGUACAUCUAACAGUAUAUUCUUCAAAAGACAAUACCAUUAGCUAAACCAUGCAACUUCCAAGGGUUGCCCAGUCAAAGCUCUCUUGAUAACUUAGGGAAAUUUUCAGUUCUCUUUAUUUUUAUCAGUUUGGCUGUUAAUAAUGUUACAGUAUAUAUUUUGAUGAAUGAUACUCAACUUUGUCUUGGGAGUAAGGACUGAUUCUGUAGCUUUUGGAUCUAUGUGAAAGUCAGGUUGAGAUAUAGAUACUGUACUUGAUCUUUUACUAAGUACAGUAAUAGAAUGACCAAAUUAAUAGUAUGCAAUCUUCCAUUUCUUAUUACUGUGUUCAUGCUGAGGGUGUGGUUGUGGUUGUCCAUAAUGAAUACAGUAUAUGACUUUCAAUUGCAAGGUUUUUUUAUUUUGUAUUGUUUUAACAUUAAUAUAUGGAGUGGACUCAUUUCCACUAACUGUGCUUCUGCUUUCAUAUAAUUCUUUCAGAGAUGUUCUAAAUUGUAUGGUUAUACUGUAUGUACAGUACACUUGCUCCAAAAAGUGAUGAAUUUGAAAAUUAACACUGCAGCUCUGUUGUUUCAGUAGGGUUCUUAAAAUCCUUUGUCCGUUGUGUCAUAUUGUCUCAAGAAAUCGUAAAGAUAAUUUUUGGAGUGUGUGUACUGUAAUCUGUUAUAAUUUUGUUUGUCAUGGUAAAGUGGUGCAUAAGCAUAAAAAAAAUUUAUGUACAGUAUUUCUGGUCCUGUGUACUGUACCAUUCAGAAAUCUAAGUACUGUAUGUGUAAAGCAUACAGACAUUGGUAUUCAUUAUAUAUAUAUAUAUAUAUUAUUGGAUAAUUGGCACCUGCAUGUGUCGUAUUUCACCAACAAAAUGAACAGGAUCCAAGAAUAGUCAUUAUUGAAGAUGUCACUAAUUUUCUCAUGUAAAAGAUCAUUAAGCUUCUUGAGAAAGUAGUCUCAUCACCUGGAAUGUCUUCCUGCAUAAAAUAAUUUUACUUUACAUUUAUGGAUUAUAUAAAAUAAUUUUGUUUUUGUUUUUGUAGAAAAUUCCAUGUUCUCUUGAUAAGAUGGUAAUUUAGCAAGUCCCCACUACAGAAUUAGCUAUUUUUUUAUUGUUUUUAAAAUUUUCUAUCAUCAGUUAAAAACAGGUGAGGUUUUUGUGUGUGUGUAAUAUACAAGAUCUUGUUGUUACUCGAGAAAAUUACCGGGUAUCUUUAUUUUUCACAAGAAUUAUAUUAAUUUUUCACCAGUCAAUUUACAGUACUGUACAGUACAGUUUAACUUCACAUAACCUUGACCUUAGUUGCACUGUGCAAGAUAUUGAUACAGCUGCACUGCUUUGUUAUUAAACUCCAAACAUAUAAACAAGAGCACCUAAGAAUAAUUAUUUUUCAUUCUUGUGAUUCCUAUUUCCUGCUACACUGCUAGAUGGUUGGAAACAGAGAAUUUCAGCUUCAUUCACUGUCUUAUCUUCCCUAAUUAAUAAAUCAGCCGUGAAUAUAGAGUAUUUUGUCUAGAUCCUAACCACCCUGCGAUGUAGUGGGAAAGUGCUUGUAAGAGUGAAAGAAUAAAACCUUCAUUACCAGUUAUUUUAUGGUCACCCAUGUCAUUGAAACUGGUGUAAGUUUACUCUCUUAAUACAGUUUUGUUUUAUUAUAUGAAUGUGUUUACUGUUACUGAUGUGUUGGCUAUGGGUAAGAUAAGACAACUGGAUUAAGAGCAGAUGAUAAAGUUUCGAUGUGGUAUUACAAUAUUUAAGUUGGAUAUUUAAAAUUUUUUAUAUGUAAGCAGCUAUUAUGGAUUAUAGUUAUUUUUUUAUUUUCAACUAAUUUUUAUGGUCAGUAAAGAGUUAUAGUUUACCUUGACUGUUCUUAUGUUGGUGUCAAUAUUCAUGGUAAAUUGAUGGUUUUGAAGUACAGUACAGUAUAUAGUCAGAGAAGGAAACUCCAGUUUUUUAUAAGAAUGCAUUUCUUUAAAAUUUUAUAAUUAGUAGUAAGGUGAAGUGGGGCUGAAUGUAAUCGUUGUCAAUAUUAAUAUAACUUCCAACACUGGGGACUCACUAACCCCUGGACCCAAUCCCAGGAGUUAACCAAGAUACUCCUUACACAAUCUAACCAAAUUCAGCUGCAGUUUUUUGUACAGGGAUUAGUUUGACCCUCAACACUGUAGUGAGACAAUACAACAACUCUCCACUUAAGUAUGUAGACUAGUCAUAUAGUAUAGAUAUAUUACAGACCAUCUAAAUAUGAUGAAUAGUUUAUUAAUUUGCUGCAUUCAUCUUUUUAUUUGCCAUUUCUUCAUUUCAUUUCGGUAUUUUAAAAAAUUCUAAAGUGUUUCUUAGCUAAAGUUUUGAUCAUAACAAGAAAUCAGAUUUUCUAUGUAUAGCUUUCUUACGUGUUCUACAGUUGAUAUGAUUACUGGAUUAAUUUUAUUAUCUAUCUUUAAUGUUAGUGUUGUUUACGCUGAAGAUAGUCAUUAAUGCACAAUUGAAAAUCAGUCAGCAUCUGGUGCCAGUUUUGUAAUUUUUAUUUAUUUACUUUUUUUUUUUAAACAGAUUAGUGGGAAUGCUUGUAAGUAUAUUUGUACACCUGUAAGAUAAAUGGAAAGCUUUUUAUGAUACCUUUAAGAUGUUAAUUAUAAAAUAAUCUUAAUUUUUUUAAGUGUGAUAUUGCAUUAAUAAUUUGCUACCCUUGUGGCCAGGAUGGGAACACAUUUUGUAAAAAUAGUUUCAGGACACUCAACAAAAUGGAAUCCAUCAUUAAUUGUAAAGUUCUCUAGGUAGUGCAGGGAGCAGCAGUACCAGCAAUGAAAUGGACCAGUCUGGAAGUUCUUACUGCAUAUCUUGGCUGUAUGUACUGAACUAUCAUAACCUAACCAACCUGUUACUGUGCUAGCAGUUACUUAUCAGGUUGUUGGAUAAUAAAAGCUCAGUUUUUAACUUUUGGUCUGAGCCAUUUCGUUUAUGGUACAAUUGCAUGCAAGGAAUCAGGCAAGCUACUGGAGACACAAUUGUUGUUUUACUUGAAGUUUUGAUUCCUUUUCAUUCCAUUUUCUAUGAUUUAAAUAUUUUCUUGAUGUUUAUGGUGGUGGUUAUUGAAUUAUUAUGUGGCAUACAAUAUUUUACUCUACCAAAUGAAGUACAAUAUGACUUGCAAUAAAGAAGAAAGAACA